Messenger RNA from Mytilus californianus (California mussel), 1152 nucleotides. Its product is annotated as nmrA-like family domain-containing protein 1. The record is from RefSeq and is a predicted model, not a curated record. NCBI's taxonomy places the organism in Eukaryota, Metazoa, Mollusca, Bivalvia, Mytilida, Mytilidae. The coding region runs from base 102 to 1004 and encodes 300 amino acids. The transcript has 4 exons.
AAUUCAGUUUAAUCGACGCAUGCGCUUUUACUCGUUGCUAGACGCUUAAAGUUGACUGCAGACUGUGAUAAAAACCGACAUCCUGUUAUCUCAUUAAAAAGAUGAGCAAGUCGAUAACAAUUGUUCGUGGUGAUACGGAUAUAGGUGGUGCUGUAGCUUGCAAUCUUGCCAAGAAUCCUGAUUUGAAGAUCAAGGCAAUUGUCGUGGACACAUCAGCCCCGGAAGUCCAAUCUAUGAAAUCAUGCAACGUCGAAGUUGUUCAAAAUAGUCUUAAAGAUGUAAACGCAAUAAAAGACUUACUAUCUGGGACAGAUGGAUGUUUUAUUGUUACAAAAUCUGACUUUACAAAUCCUCAGUUCGUAGAGGACGAAAUCGAACAAGGUCAAAAUAUUGCCGACGCAUGCGCUGCAGCAAAAGUUCCCCAUGUUGUUUUUAAUACACAGUUACAUCCCUUUAAAAUAACUGGCAUUUCAGCUCGACAUCUGGUAGCCAAAGCGGAAAUUGAAGGAUAUAUAAGACAAAUAGGAUUGCCUGUGACAUUUAUACUUGUUCCAUGCUUAUAUGAAGAUUAUUUAAAUAUUUUGAAACCUUAUGAUAUGGGACGAGGAUUGUAUGAAAUCGUAAUUCCAAUGGGUGUUAUACCUUUCAACAUGAUGAGUGUAGAGGAUGUUGGUGACAUUGUUGGUAUUAUAUUUUCAAAUAAAACUGCAUUCCUGGAGAAAACAUUAAGUGUAUGUGGCGAUAAACUCACCGUCAGAGAAAUGGCAGCAUAUCUUUCGAGGCAUCUAGCACCAACACAGUUCAAAGAAAAACAGCUGACGGCCUACCAGUUUGCGCAACUAGGACAACCUUGGUCUCAGGACUAUGCCAACAUGUUUGACUUCAUUUUACGUGUCGAUCAACGGUAUAACCUACAGGAAACCAGGAAAAUCUGUCCAAAAACGCAGACAUUUGAAGAAUGGGUGAAAAGGAAUGUAGGAAAAUUAAAACAAAUUUUCCCGUGAUUUUAAUUCCACUUCACUAUUAUAGGUUUUACUGAAGCAGUAUUUUGUAAUGUGUAAUGUGAUAUUGUUAUUUUGCCUUUUAAGUUUGUGAUCGCAAUUAUUGUUAUCUUGUGUUCAAAUAAAAAAAAUAUGCAAGUUAUACCACAAA